UCACAGGACUGCUCAGAGAUCUAGAUUCCCUACGACAACUGUCGAAAUACACAUCUUUGUCGGCUUAAUAUGGACUACAAGUUCUACAUUGACAGACACCAUUACUCUUCAAACGUGAUGGCUAAAGGAGGAUGUUCUCAUGAAGUCUCUGAGAUCUCCAAACCUGAGAUGGAUUCCCACUUGUUAGAUUGUCCGAUCUGUCUGGAACAGCUACACCAACCCAAGUCGCUCCCCUGUCUUCAUUCCUUCUGUCAGGAAUGUCUGUCCACUUUCAUCAUCAAGGACCUGUCAGGGAAGAUGGCGGCGGCGACUGCCUUCCCAUGUCCAGUUUGUAGGAAGAUGACCCAUCCGGUCAAUGCGGCUGAGGACAAAGAUAAAUGGGCUCAACAAUUCCCAACGAAUGAGUUGGUUAAAGACCAGGUAAAGGUCACAGCACGUGAGCUGAUGUUCUGUAAGCCUUGCGGGAAAAAAGGAAACACGGAGACACCUGCUACAAUAUUGUGUAAAACAUGUGAUGUCCUGUUCUGUGAUACCUGUAAACUUGAACAUCAUGAUUUGUUUCUGGAAGGAUGUGAAACAGUAGAUGUAACUGGGAAAGCCGGUAUGGUACAACGACAAGUAACAAAACAGGUCAGAUGUGGAAAACAUACAAAGAAGAUGGAUUACUACUGUGAAGAUCACCAGAUACUUGGCUGUAGUAGAUGUAUCACCAUAGACCACAGACGAUGUGACGAAGUGACAACGACACUGGAGUAUUGUGAUAAACUGAAGAGGGAAUCACGGCUGGAUGACUUGAAGACAUCACUGAAGAAAACUACAGAAGCCAUUGAGCUACUGAUCAAAGAGUUUGGUGAGCAACUUCAGACCCUGUUAGAAGAUCAAGACACCGGAUUGAAAAGUUUAGCAGAUCUACGACAAAGGAUCGACACACGUCUUGAUACCAUGCAGAAAAAUAUCACAGAUGAGCUGAUAGCAACUUACAAAGAGGAGAAAGAUAGUCUGGAGAUGUCUAUGCAGAAAUGUGAACGGCUGAUGUCUUCGAUUCAAAAUACAGUAGAAUCUUCUGGGAAAGCGAUUCAGAGGAAUGACAGUGUGGACACGAUCUUGUUGUAUCAGAGAGGUCAGGCGGAGGUCAAGUCUUACGAGGACCUGGUCACAGAAAUGAGGAAGAAGUUCACCACAGUCAGAAUCAAACACAGCGUCGACCUGAAUCUUCAAACGCUGGAUAAGGACAUUCCAUUGUCUAUGGGGAAAAUCAAAAUGGAGAAGACUCCUUAUCGUCUUCCUGGUCUUUUGUCGUCUCACUUGUCGGAAUGUGGAGUGAGGGAGGUAAGCAAGUUCUGCAUCAAGUGUCCAUCAGAUGACUUAUACUGUCAUGCAUCUGGGGUCGUUUACUUACCGGACGAUCAUAUUGUUAUAGGAGAUUAUCACAACAAAAAGAUCAAGUUGUUUACAGCUUCUGGGGAAUGUGAAGAUGAGAUGAAGCUUCAAGGAACACCGCAUGACAUGUGUCGUGUGAAUGAUCACACUGUAGCAGUCGCUAACAUAGCUGCGCCUGUUAUAUACGUCAUCACAGUGGGGUCCUCUAAAUUAACUCUGAUGUUAGAAAUAAAACUCUCAAACAGUAUCAUUCCGUGGGGUAUCACUGCUACAGUUGACGGGUUCACUGUGAGUUCCAGGCAGGACUUGUACAAUGUCCAACAGAAUGGGAAUACGCAACAUAUACAAACUUGCCCUUCUCAAUGCCAUCAUCUUGUGUCCGAUCCAAGAACCCUUCAUUUAUAUGUCAGUCAGGUGACAUCCACCAGUGGCAGAGUAGCGGUAUACAGACUGUCACACGGUACUCGUACAGACGUGGCGACAGUUGGUGUCCUGAAGGGCGCGUUUGGAGUAGACGUCGACGUAGAAGGCAAUGUGUACGUGUGUGGGCGGGAGUCUAACAACGUGGUACAAAUGUCGGAGGAAGGGGCCCACGUCAGAGAACUACUGACGUCAUCAGACGGUGUAGACAGGCCGAGGGCGAUAUCUGUCUGUGGGGACAGGUUUGUUGUGACAAACGAAUCAUCACAGAAUAGGAACUACGUACAGAUCUUUAAACUUGUAUGAUCAGUAACAACGAUCUAAGUAAACAGACGAACCAUAAACCGACAGUAGUAUGCUGGUAGUGUGCGAUUUAGUUGAUAUGAAAGUAUAACCUAUAAUUAGAGCAUGGUCGUGUCAGGAAUACCAAUACCAAUAUACUCGUCAAACAACGAUGCUAAAGACGUACUAGUCUUUGUUUGUAUUACAAUAGAUGUAUAGUUUUACUCCUAUAAAGUCUCAAGUUUUCUAUUAGGAAAAUCAUAUUCUCAUAAACACUGUUUAUCUCAAACAUUACGAUACAUCGCUAAGUUAAGGACUGACAAAGUAAUGCUUAAAUGGAUUGUUUCGUCAUUACUUAUCUUAACAUUUAUAUAUUGACAAGAAAAACACAAUCAGGAUGUGAUUUUGUGAUAUGUUUGUGUUAAUAACAGUUUAUAUUAUUGGUCAAAGUACCAGUGAGAAAUAUGGAUGUAUCAUCUGUUUAUGUUUUAAUGAAAUGUGGUAAAUAUGUGUUUUAAUGAAGUUGAAGUGUAUUAUGGUAUGUAUGCGUCCGAAGUGUUCGUGCAUGACUUGUUACAAAGUGUGUCCAUGAAAGUGUGGGAUAUAAUUUGUUCAUGCUGUGAUAAAGUGCAGAGUUAAACUGUCUAUGGUUUAUGAAACGUUAACUGUUUGUACUAUACGUUUGUAUGAAAUAGUGAUUGAUUGUACUGUACGUCUGUAUGAAAUGUUGAUUGAUUGUACUAUACGUUUGUAUGA
Messenger RNA from Mizuhopecten yessoensis (Yesso scallop), 2838 nucleotides. Its product is annotated as probable E3 ubiquitin-protein ligase TRIM8. Gene Ontology annotation, biological process: positive regulation of DNA-templated transcription. The record is from RefSeq and is a predicted model, not a curated record. Gene Ontology annotation, cellular component: chromatin; nucleoplasm. Bases 70 to 2106 code for a protein of 678 amino acids. The transcript has 2 exons. NCBI's taxonomy places the organism in Eukaryota, Metazoa, Mollusca, Bivalvia, Pectinida, Pectinidae. Gene Ontology annotation, molecular function: ubiquitin-protein transferase activity.